Messenger RNA from Saccharomycopsis crataegensis, 1503 nucleotides. RefSeq names its product Thp3p (gene THP3). The coding region runs from base 1 to 1503 and encodes 500 amino acids. Lineage: Eukaryota; Fungi; Ascomycota; Saccharomycetes; Ascoideales; Saccharomycopsidaceae. The transcript has a single exon. The record is from RefSeq and is a predicted model, not a curated record. Gene Ontology annotation, cellular component: nucleus.
AUGUCCCACUACAAUGAAGUUCAACCAACCAAGUUGUCGGGGACAAAAAACGUAAAUAACUCCUCCUCUUCAAAGAAAACCAUUGAAAAAGCGGCAGGAGGAGGGUAUCCUGAGGCCUUGAAGAGAUUCUCAUUGGAUUGUUUCAACCGUUGUGAUAUUUUGAAGUUCGAUGCUGCAAAGAAGAAUAAAGUGAAGGAAGAACUCAAGUCUUUAAUUGAACAAGCAAUGAAGGAGGGGAAGGUAUUGACCAAUAAUUGGAGACUACAAAAGUUACCUUCGUUCGAUGCAUCGUUCCCUUUGAACUUGGUGAGCAACAUGCCAGAAUACACCGCCAAUGAGAAGGAGCAGGAGGUGGUUACUAACAAACCAAACAAAAAAAGGCCACACCAACAUUCAAAGAAUGAUUAUGACUCAGAAACCCGUAAAAGAAUGAGGAGUGAAAGAUUCCAGAAAGAACUAGCCCAUAAAGAACCGCAGCAGCGGGCGAAGAUCGAGACCCCUGCCAGUGCUGAUGAUAGACUAGUCGGUACUUGCCAAACUUUGGAAAAACGUUACUAUAGAUUGACAUCAGAAGCUGUCCCAGAAAAAGUUAGACCACCGGAAGUUUUGGAAAAAGCUUUGGAGUUCGUAUUAAAUAAGUUCAACACUAACAGCGCGGUGAAAUAUAAUUAUGUUUGUGAUCAAUUGAAAUCGAUCCGUCAAGAUUUGACGGUGCAGUUGAUUGAAGAUGAUUUUACCGUUAAAGUUUACGAAACCCACGCGAAAAUCGCCAUCGAUAACGAUGAUCUAGGAGAAUUCAACCAGUGUCAGACUAGGCUCCAAGUGCUUUAUAAUAAAGAGGGGGUUGAAGGCAAGAAUAAAUUGGAAUUUUUGAGUUAUCGAAUUUUAUAUUUUAUUCUUACGAAUAAUCAAUCAGAAAUAUUCAAAACGAAGCUAUUUGAAUUACUUGAAGAACCCCGGGGAUUUUCGGAAAAAAAAAGAAUUAUUGGUGGUUCUGAAAAGAAAAAAGGAAGGGCAAAUUUACCAAAUAUGAAGUUAGAGAAAGAAAAGGUUGCGCGAGUCAAGAUGAGAAUGAAUAAUGUUUUCAUUGAUUAUGCUUUGAGGAUUUUUGACGCUUUAGUUAUCAACAAUUAUGUCGGGUUUUAUCGUAAUUACCUGAAGAUUGUGAAGUUGAACAAAUCCAGAACUUAUAACCAAGCUUUUGACACUUUUAUCAAAUUGAUGGCGAAUAUCCUUGAAAAAUGCCGUAUCAGAACUCUAUACACAAUGUCGGGGGUUUACAGAAGUUUGAACCUUCCUGCCAUCGAAAAACAAUUGAAAUUCGAUUCUCCUGACCAACUCGAUGAGUACAUGGUGAAAAAAGGGCUCAACCAUCUCGUGAAAACUGGUAGGACCUCUAAAGGGGAGGUGAAAAUCCUUGAUUUUACUAAUAGUCAGACCAAAAAUAGAAUCCUUGCAAUUUAUAAGAAAUCUUACAAAGUUGAUAUUAAGGGACAAAUAUAA